AUGACAGUGCCUACCCCCCAGAGUCCUUCCCAACAUUUUCCGGACCUCCCUCAGUUCUCCGGGUUCAUGAAGCCAUGCCGCCUGGAAGGCAAAGUGUCCAAUCUCGAAGUGUACGGGGAAAUUCCCCAGGACAUUGACGGGACUUUCUAUCGCGUGAUGCCAGACCCCCAGCUACCACCAUUCGUGGAAAAUGAUGAGUGGUUCAAUGGCGAUGGAAACAUCACAGCGUUCCGUAUCUUGGACGGUAAAGUGUCGUUCCAACAAAGAUAUGUUCGAACAGAGAAAUUCGUACGGGAGAGAGCGGCUGAGAGGGCCUUGAUUGGGAAGUAUCGCAACAAAUUCACCGAUGCCGUGAGGUUCAAAAUUCGCUCGACGGCCAACACGAAUGUGGUCUAUUUUAACGGUAACCUCUUGGCCUUGAAGGAAGAUUCUCCACCGUAUGCGCUCGAUCCGGAGACCCUCGAGACGUAUGGCCUAUAUACUUUCAAUGAUCAGCUGCCCAGUAUGACCUUUACCGCACAUCCCAAGUUUGACCCCCGAACCGGGGAGAUGAUCUGCUUCGGAUAUGAAGCCAAAGGGGAUGGCACCCCUGAUAUCUGCUACUACAGCGUUGCACCCGACGGCAGAUUUUUGCAGACGGUGUGGCUUUGCGCUCCAGUGGUGGCCAUGAUCCAUGAUUUCGCCGUGACCGACAACUGGGUACUUUUCCCAAUUAUUCCCCAGGUUUGUGAUAUCGAACGGCUAAAGCGAGGCGGUGACCACUGGCAAUGGAGCCCUGAGACUCCCUUUUAUAUCGGAGUUCUUCCUCGCAGGGGAGCGAAGCCGACCGAUGUCAAGUGGUACACCUACCGAAACUGCUUCCCUGGUCAUACUUCCAAUGCAUACGAGGAUGAGUCGGGUAAGAUCAUUUUGGACCUCGGGAUAAGCAACGACAACGCCUUCUUCUGGUGGCCAGAUGCUCAAGGUAAUGCGCCUGAGCCUAGCUCUAUUGCGACACAGCUCAAAAGGUUUACUAUUGAUCCCUUGUCUCCUUCCCUGGAUCUAAGCCUGGGCAAUCCUUCGGUGAUUCAGAGCGACAACUGCGAGUUUUAUCGGAUUGACGACCGAUUCGCCACCCAGCCGUACAAACACUGUUUCUUUGAUAUGAUGGACGUAACGCUGGGAACCGAUUUUGCAUCCAUCAGCGCUCAGCUGGGAGGAGGGCACCCGCUCUACAAUGCGGUUGGGCAUCUGGAUAUAACCACUGGCAAAACGGAUGUGUAUUUCCCAGGGAAGACACAUAUGGUACAGGAACCUAUCUUUAUUCCUCGACGAGGAUCAACUGCUGAAGGGGACGGAUAUGUGAUGAUGUUAGUAAACAACUACUGCUCUAUGGCCAGUGAGUUGCACUUAGUGGAUACACGGGAUUUUACCAGGGCACAAGCGGUGAUUCUAUUGCCCGUUCGGUUGAGGCACGGACUACAUGGAAAUUGGGUAGCUCAGGAAGACAUGCACCCGAAAGCCUGAUCAUAGCCGGUGGAGAGAUCGAUUUUCCAGUGCUAAACUAUAGUCGGG
Aspergillus alliaceus is the source of this 1554-nucleotide messenger RNA. Its product is annotated as carotenoid oxygenase family protein. The transcript is spliced from 5 exons. NCBI's taxonomy places the organism in Eukaryota, Fungi, Ascomycota, Eurotiomycetes, Eurotiales, Aspergillaceae. The record is from RefSeq and is a predicted model, not a curated record. Gene Ontology annotation, biological process: carotene catabolic process. Bases 1 to 1506 code for a protein of 501 amino acids. Gene Ontology annotation, molecular function: carotenoid dioxygenase activity.